AUGUCUCUGCUCAGCCUCCCAACAGAAAUCCUACAAAAGAUCUUCUACAAUCUCGAGCAGCCGCUCACAAACGUCGCGCUUGUAUGCCGGCGUCUUCGUGAUAUCGCUGAGCCAAUAUUGUACGAGGAAUUCAGUGGAGAGAUGCCCUCAGCACUCGAAGGCUACAUGAAAGCCAUCAUCCGGCGGCCAGAGCUAGCAGAAUACGUCAAGUCCUUCAGCAGUCCUACAGCUCAACCAGGCUUGUCAAUGACCAAUCAACAAAUCAAAUUACCCUCGAUGACACAAGAACAGCAUGAAAGAUUACGAAACUAUUUGCUGGACGACAUCUACGGCAAAGAGAAAUGCGAUGAGUGGUACGUGUCUCUCGAGACUCGGUGCAAUUAUGAAGUCGUGUUUGGGUUCUUUUUAAAUUUGAUAUCGACUCGCGUCGAGCGGCUUGUUUUGCGAACCGAAGGAUACCGUCCGUAUGUGCAGCUUGUCGCUGAAGCAGCAGCCAAAGCACAGGAGGACUCUGCCGACUCUCAUUUAUUCUCAAAGCUGCGAAGUGUGCAUCUCGAUGAUAUGAAAUAUCCUGCUAGUUUGAUAAAAAUGGAUUUCGUCUUACCAUAUCUGAAAUUGAAGUCGGUAGCUUGCCUCUCGGUCAGUGGCCUUGUGGAAGAGAGUCCGGGUCCCGGAUGGAGGUUGGACCCAGUGGUGGACGGAGAACGAAUUCCACCCAUCCAAUGGCAAUCGGAUACAUUUCAGGUCUUCUCUAUUGUUGAUCUGACUCUCACCCGCGCCUGCAUGGAAGCUGAUGCCAUAAAGGAGUUCCUUGGACGCUUCGUUUCAUUGCAACGCUUCAGAUAUGAACAUAGGGCAGCCGUAACAGUGCAUGAUCACGGUUUUGUCCCUUUUGCAAUCAUAGCUGGCCUGGAACAUUCCAAACAUUGUCUUGAGUGGGCCCAGCUUGAAAGAGCACGAGGAAACGAAUUUCUCGAGGAGAUCAUUGACAUAUACAAUCCACUUGCCUCACUGAAGGGUUUCGAAAGAUUGAGAACAUCAGUAUUUGACUUCUUAAACGUACUCUUAUCAGAGUAUGAACAACACCCUUUACCCAACCUCACAACGAUGGUGUUGAAGUUUAACGGGAAGGAAAAGAAAAGGAUUGUUGAAGCCCUCUGGAAUGAGGAUGACUCCACAAUCCUGGACGGUGUACUUCGUCUGAUGGCUAUCAAUGAGCCGUUUGGGGAUGCUUGA
Molecule: messenger RNA, 1236 nt
Organism: Hyaloscypha bicolor E
Lineage: Eukaryota; Fungi; Ascomycota; Leotiomycetes; Helotiales; Hyaloscyphaceae
Exons: 3
Coding region: 1-1236 (411 amino acids)
Molecular function (GO): protein binding
Source: RefSeq, a predicted model, not a curated record